AUUUAGUACGAUGUUAAAUCAUUUUUAGUAUGAUACUAGGUUAAAAAAAGGAUUUUGAUAAUUUUAAACGAGUUUAGUAUCGUACUAUCUUCUUAACAUUUUACUAAAGUUAAAAUCACCAAAUGGCUACUUUAUCUUUUUAGUAUCGUAUUAAAUCUAUGUCAUACAGAUUUUUCUUGUCAUUUUUCUCAAAUGUGACAGUGUUUUAAAAUUGAUAAAUUGUGAAAUAAAAUUUAUUUAUACAUAUCAUAAAAAGUAAAUUAAUUUAAAAUGUUUUCGGAAGAAGAAGAUUUUGAAAUGUUUAAGGAUUCAGUGUUGUGUAGGAAAGUUAAAAGUUUUAAAACUCGAGCAAAUCCUCUUGAAGAGCUGGACGAUGGUGAAUUUUACUCCAGGUAUAGAUUUGAUAAAACAACUGUUCGGUUCUUGGUUGAAAAUCUUGACAUCCAAGACCCUAUUACAAACCGUGGGCUACCUAUUUCUCCAGAUUUGCAAGUUCUAGUUACGUUACACUUUUUUGGAAGAAAUGUCCAUCAAUCUGAUGUUGGAGCAUUACAUGGAAUGGUGCAGUCCACAGUGGGAAAAAUAAUUAAAAACAUCGCAAAAAGAAUUGCUUCCCUACUUCCACACUUUAUACAGUUCCCAUCUUCCCCUGCGGAGUUGAAUGACAUCAAAUCCGGAUUUUACAAUAUCGCCAGGUUCCCAAAAGUCAUAGGUGCAAUCGAUUGCACUCAUUUGCAAAUCAAGCGACCAGCUAGGAUUGUGGGACCUAUUAUGGCUGGCCACUACAUAAAUAGAAAAGGUUAUUAUUCAUUAAAUGUCCAAAUUGUAACGGAUCAUAAAUGCAGAAUUAUAGAUAUCGUUGCAAGAUCUCGUGGGUCUCUUCAUGACUCCAACAUUUGGAACAAUUGUCGCCUUAAAAGUAAGCUUGAAGAAAGUAUUAGCAUCCAUCAGGGUAUCUUGUUAGGCGAUGCUGGAUAUCCAUGUUCCAACAUUUUGCUAACCCCUUUAAGAAACCCGAGCUCCAGAAAAGAAGAAAAAUAUAACAAUUCUCAUACUUCCACAAGAAGCCGUAUAGAAUGCCUAAAUUAA
Eupeodes corollae is the source of this 1089-nucleotide messenger RNA. Its product is annotated as putative nuclease HARBI1. Bases 271 to 1089 code for a protein of 272 amino acids. NCBI's taxonomy places the organism in Eukaryota, Metazoa, Arthropoda, Insecta, Diptera, Syrphidae. The record is from RefSeq and is a predicted model, not a curated record. The transcript has 3 exons.